This is a messenger RNA of Archocentrus centrarchus (flier cichlid), 830 nucleotides long. Its product is annotated as cellular retinoic acid-binding protein 1. The transcript has 4 exons. NCBI's taxonomy places the organism in Eukaryota, Metazoa, Chordata, Actinopteri, Cichliformes, Cichlidae. The record is from RefSeq and is a predicted model, not a curated record. Gene Ontology annotation, molecular function: lipid binding. The coding region runs from base 147 to 560 and encodes 137 amino acids.
UGGGAUCAUUACACAUAGGGAGGAGAAAGGGAGGGAGCACAGGGACAGAGGAAGAGAAACAGAGAGAGAAAGCCUGAAGGAAGGCAGCAGAGGAGACAGAAGAAAGGAGGCAUCAGCUGACACACAAUCAGAACCGCUCGAGAAAAAUGCAGAAUUUCACGGGCACCUGGAAAAUGAAAAGCAGCGAGAAUUUCGACGAGCUGCUCAAAGCUCUGGGUGUAAAUGCCAUGCUGAGGAAGGUAGCUGUGGCAGCUGCAUCCAAGCCUCACGUAGAGAUAAGACAGAACGGAGAGCACUUCUACAUCAAGACUUCAACCACGGUGCGCACCACGGAGAUCAACUUCUGCAUCGGCGAGGAAUUUAAUGAGGAGACAGUGGAUGGUAGAAAGUGUAAGAGUUUGGCCACUUGGGAAACAGAGAAUAAGAUUUACUGCAAACAGACUCUCCUGAGUGGGAACGGCCCAAAGACCUUCUGGAGCCGGGAACUCAAAGGGGAUGAACUCGUAUUGAUUUUUGGAGCUGAUGAUGUGAUCUGCACACGGAUCUACAUACGAGCAUAGGAGACGUCCACGUUCUUCUGAUUUCAAACUUCACUCAGCAAAUAGAAACCGCCAAUAAUCUGUUUUUCAUAGCAUGUUGUUUCUUUGUGUAAGCCACUAUUUUAGCAGGAUGUUAGUGCUUUCCCCCCCCCUUUUUGUAUAUAUUUUUUAGCACUGUGAAGUGAAUCUUUAAUAUGAUUUCUUUUAUAUACAAAAAAGCAGCAGUAGUAGUCCACACACUAAAUACUACAGGGAUAAUCUGAUGAAGAACUCGAUAGUGUCAAACUUUCC